CAAUCCAGGAAGGGAGGGUAUGUGACAAGAGUAGGCUGCCAGGAACUGAACUGGGUGACACAGAAGCAGCCUGGUCUUAAAGAGCACAGGCCCCCAGCCACCCCUACUGCUUGUGGGCUUCUUUUUCUUGAGCUCAGACGAGCGAGGAGCUCGGGUGCACAGCUUCCUCCUCUCUCAGAGACCCAGGGAGCUGCAUCACCAGCCUCUUCACCCUCCAGAACCCAGAAACCAGCGCUCACCCACAUGGAGCCCUGUCGGUCCCUGGCCCUGCUGGCUGGCUCCCUGGGCCUGAUAGCUAUCCUUGUUGCUUUGAGCACAGAUUUCUGGUUCAUGGCCAUGGGGCCCACAUCUUCAUCUCACUCAGGCCUCUGGCCAAAAGGGAAUCAUGACCUAGUAGUACUGAUAGCAGGCUACAUCCACGUGACGCAGACCUUCAGCAUUCUGGCUGCCCUGCUUGGCCUGGUGUCUGUGGGCCUCCUGGUCCUGUCCUGCAUCCCCUCGCUAUCUGCCCCGGGCCGUGGGCCUCUUUUCUCAUCCAUCACAGCUUUUGCAGCAGCCCUCUCUGUGAUGGUGGCCAUGGUGGUCUAUACCAGUGAGCGGUGGAGCCAACCUGGACACCCCCAGAUCCAGACCUUCUUCUCCUGGUCCUUCUACCUAGGCUGGGUUUCGGUUCCCCUCUUUCUCAGUGCAGGUGGCCUGAGUCUAGGUGCUCACUGCAGUGGCCCCCGGCCUGGCUACGACACCUUGUGAGCCGCAGGCGAGGACAGAGGACAGCAGGAUGGGUUUGGAGCACCCUUCUCUGAAAGCACCAUCAGGAGACAUGGGAACACCUGGCCCUCCCUCGGCCCUCACCCCCAGCCCUUUCGCAGCCCCUUCAUUUGUUUCUUUAUUCAGUCAACAAAAAUUUGCUGGAAGCUUGUUAUUCUGCGAUUUAUUGAACCACAGCAUAAGCCAACGGCACACCAGCU
Rhinolophus ferrumequinum (greater horseshoe bat) is the source of this 968-nucleotide messenger RNA. It is a transcript of the gene NKG7, whose product is annotated as natural killer cell granule protein 7. NCBI's taxonomy places the organism in Eukaryota, Metazoa, Chordata, Mammalia, Chiroptera, Rhinolophidae. Bases 244 to 750 code for a protein of 168 amino acids. Gene Ontology annotation, cellular component: plasma membrane. The transcript is spliced from 4 exons. The record is from RefSeq and is a predicted model, not a curated record.